Adineta steineri is the source of this 699-nucleotide messenger RNA. NCBI's taxonomy places the organism in Eukaryota, Metazoa, Rotifera, Eurotatoria, Adinetida, Adinetidae. The record is from the annotation of a GenBank genome assembly.
AUGUCGGGAGAAUUAAUUGCUCUUGUAACUGGAUAUACAGGAGAAAGUGGAAAAGCACUUUUAAAAGAAUUAAUAAAAAAUAAUCAAUUUAAAAAAAUUAUAUUAGUUGGCCGUCGUCAAGUUGACUACUCAGAUAAUGAAUAUAAAGAAAAAACGGAACAACGUCAAAUAGAUUUUGAUAAAAUCGAUGAUUAUUCUGAAGCAUUUCGUGGUGCGAAUGUACAUUAUUGUUGUUUAGGUACAACAAGAGGCAAAGCUGGAGCUGAAGGUUUUCGUCGAGUUGAUUUCGAUUAUAUAGUUGGUGCAGCUCGACUUGCUAAACAAGCAGGAUGUAAACAUUUUCAUCUUUUAUCGAGUCAAGGUGCUAAUUCACAAUCUUUAUUUCUUUAUACUAAAGUGAAAGGUCAGACAGAAACAGCUUUAACUCAAAUGUCAUUUGAACGCUUAUCUAUUUAUCGACCAGCAAUGUUAAUGGUUGAUCGAGUUGAAAAUCGAGCAUUUGAAAGUUUUGCACAAACAAUUGUGCGUAAUACGGUACAACGUGUAGCACCUGAAUUAAUUACAACACCUAUUGAAAUUCUUGCACGAGCUAUGUGUUUUAAUGCAUUUACUAAAAAUCAAUCAGGAAUUGAAAUACUUGAUAAUCAUGCAAUUUUUCGCCUUGCUGAACAACAACCAUUUUUACCCAAAGACACAUAA